UGUGUGUGUGUGUGUGUGUGCCUGUUUGUGUUUAAUAUAAAAACAAAACUUUCGGACCCUUCUGGGCGAUCACAUCAGUGUAACGUCUCCAUUUGGCUUCAGCUGUUGUUUGGACUUCCAUUCUGUCCAGCUCCAACAUGGUGCGCACAGUGGCAGUGAUCGGCGCAGGCCCGUCGGGUCUGAGCGCAGUCAAGUCUUGUUUGGAUGAAGACUUGCAUCCAACCUGUUUUGAGAGCAGCGACGACCUUGGAGGACUAUGGAAGUUCAAGGAGGUGUCUGAGCCCAACCGCGCCAGCAUCUAUCGCUCCCUCACCAUCAACAUUUCCAAGGAGAUGAUGAGCUUCAGCGACUUCCCCAUCCCGGCCGACUUUCCCAAUUAUAUGCACCAUUCCAAAAUCCUCAACUACUUCCGCAUGUACGCCGAACACUUCAAACUGCUGCAGCACAUCCGUUUCCAGGUAAAAAAAAAAAAAAAUUGCUUGCUUGCUGGCUUUUUCGGUUACUUGGAUCAAUGGCUUCCUCAUACGCACGUCACUCCUCCAGACUUCUGAAGAGCGUCAAACCGAGGCAAGUGGGAGGUGGUGACGGAGAAGCUGGACGGGAAGGAGGAGACGCACGUGUUUGACGCCGUCAUCUGUUGCACGGGCCACUACACUUACCCCAACCUGCCUCUGCGGGACUUCCCGGGACUGGACACUUUCCAAGGCCGCUACUUCCAUAGCUGGGACUACAAGGGCCCCGAAGAAAUGCAUCGAAAGCGUUUGGUGAUCGUGGGCAUCAGCAACUCGGGCAGCGACAUCGCCGUGGAGAGCAGGAAAUUUGCCGAGCAGGUGUACAUGAGCACCCGGCGCGGGGCCUGGGUGAUCCGCCAGGUGUCGGACGAUGGCAUUCCGGUGGACAUGAAAUACAACACGCGCUUCGUGCACAUUCUGUUCCAACUCUUCCCCAUGAGGUUCUUCAACUGGUUCAGCGAGAAGAAGCUCAACGCCAUGUAUGACCACACCAUGUAUGCCCUCAAGCCCAAACACAGGCUUUUCAGUCAGAUCCCGGUGAUCAACGACGACCUACCUUUCAAGAUCCUGUCGGGCGCGGUGAUCAUCAAGCCCAAUGUGACAGAGAUCAGCAGCUCGUCUGUGUUUUUUGAGGAUGGCAGCGUCGCAGACAAGGUUGGAAUUUUUCAGGCCAACCCCCACCCCUCCGACUUCCCGUACUUGCCCGCCAACACUCUGUACAAGUCGGGCCACCGUGUGGGUCUGUACAAGCACGUGUUCCCUCCCACCUUGGAGCAUCCCACCCUGGCCGUGGUGGGCUUCAUCCACGCCCUCGGAGCCAUCAUGCCGCAGGCCGAGAUGCAGGCGCGUUGGGCCGUGCAGGUCUUAAAAGGACAUAAGAAACUGCCCUCAAGCCAGGCCAUGGUGAAGGCUGUGGAGAAGGACACCAAAAGCAUGGAGCAAAGCUACAUCGUCUCCAAGCUGAGCCCCCUGCAAGUGGAUUUUGUGUCCUACAUGGACGACCUGGCGGGCGAGAUUGGAGCCAGGCCCAGCCUGCUGUGGCUUCUCCUCACCGACUACAUGCUGUUCAAGGAGGUCCUGUGGGGGCCCGUCACCGCCUACCAGUACCGUCUGACGGGGCCCGGCAAGUGGGACGGCGCCCGGCAGGCCAUCCUCACCCAGUUCCAGCGCAUGUUCCAACCCCUGAAGACCAGGAAGGUGGAGGAAGUGAACAUGGCAAGCUCAGGCGGCCUAUUCAAGUUGAGCCUGACGCUGGUGGCGGGAGGGGCAGCGGUCUACUACAUGCACAUUCGAGAGCCCACCCUCUUGCCCAACCUCGUCUCCAAACUUUUCCCCCAAAAAAUGUGAACCACUUUCAGUCUCAGUUUUUGUUUGUUGCUUGGGGUCUCUCCCAUCUUCAUAUUGGCUUAACAGCAAUUCACAAGGAGAAACCCAAAGCUAAAACAACCAAAUUUUCUGUUUUAGCAAUCAAGCUAAAAGAGGCAUGACUUGAGCUACUCCAAACAUCCAUCAGUCACAUGUUCCAGCAUUUUUGCUCACCUCAAACUCGGGUGGCUUAAAACAAAAGAUGCCCUGUCCUGACUUGUUUAACACGUCUAAGUCUAAAGACCACAAAUUAAAAGCUGGAAUUCAGAA
Hippocampus comes (tiger tail seahorse) is the source of this 2147-nucleotide messenger RNA. RefSeq names its product dimethylaniline monooxygenase [N-oxide-forming] 5-like. The record is from RefSeq and is a predicted model, not a curated record. Gene Ontology annotation, molecular function: NADP binding; N,N-dimethylaniline monooxygenase activity; flavin adenine dinucleotide binding. Lineage: Eukaryota; Metazoa; Chordata; Actinopteri; Syngnathiformes; Syngnathidae.